GAAGAGAGAAGUAAAGCAGAGCCAUGGGAAACCCUAAUACCAACACCAACUACAGGAAGAAGAGAGCACCAUCAUCUGGCGGCAGCGAUGGUGGGGAAGAUGAUCUCCACGGGGCAGCUAGAAAAGGAGAUUCACAUGCAGUUCAAUCCAUUAUUGCUUCAAAUCCUUUAACUGUUAAUUCAAGAGAUAAGCACUCUAGAACUCCUUUGCAUCUAGCUGCAUGGUCUGGGCACAAUGAGGUGGUGAGUUAUCUCUGUAAGAACAAGGCUGAUGUUCGUGCUGCUGCCAUGGACGACAUGGGAGCAAUUCACUUUGCUGCUCAAAAGGGUCAUCUAGAAGUUGUUCGGACCCUCCUCUCAUCGGGUGCUUCCGUAAAAUCUUGUAACCGAAAGGGUUUGACACCCCUGCAUUAUGCUGUUCAAGGCUCUCAUAUUGAACUUGCCAAGUAUUUAGUUAGAAAACGUUCGAGUUUGUCAACUAAGACUAAAGCAGGGAAGACUCCUCUUGAUCUGACAAACGACGAAGAGAUACGCUCAUGCCUUGUAGAGUUGGAGAAAUGCACGAAGGAAGAUAAGAAAGAAGAAACAGAUUCAAAGCCGUCAACUGAAGAAAACCCACUAGGUUCGCCGGGGAACAAUCAAAAUGUCAAAGAGGAGAACGACGAGAAAGAUCCAAAGCCAUCAACUGAAGAAAAUUCUCUGCAAACACCUAGUCCUGUUGUUGAAGAUGUAAUUAUGCAGGAUCAAAGACAAGAUAAUGAGACUGGUAAUGUAAAGAGAAAGGGUGAUGUAGUUGAGAUGACGGGAGAAGUAUCAGGACCGAAGAAGGCAAAAAUUGCACUGAAUCAUCUUCUAGGUGCUGAUGAUGACUCACAAGAAGAAGAAGAGAAAUAUUGAGUAGUCCUCAGAGGUUUGAAAAGCAGUUUUCUGAUUUAUCAUCCUUACUAAUGGCAGAGAAUUGGUUGCAUGCUGAAAUGUUAUGAUUUGCUAGGAAAUGUUACUUGUAUACUUGACAUCACUUCCGAAAUGUGAGAACUCUGCAACUUUGAUUUACUGUCAUUGUGCAUUCAGAGAAAAUUUACCAUGUAUUUUCUAUCGUAAUAGUUAUAACAGGUUUUAAGUAGAUGAUCAAUUGAAGAUAGAAUUAUUUUGUGGACUAUAUUUAGUCUUUAUCGACCCUAGCUAGACUCAGCAAAAAACCAGUGGAUGGAAAAGCUCCUGUUACCUUGAAGAUAAUGCUGAGAUUUCUCCCAUAUUAGCUUUACCAGGAGAAAAAAGUGACAGGCUAUAAGAAAUUCCAUUUUUGUUUGCGGUGAGAUGUUUAAAGACCCGCGUCUUGAUGAGUUAUCAACUGGUUUCCGUAGAACUCCCUUGCACAUAGCAGUUAUCUCUGGUGACAAAAGAUUAGCCAAAGACAUUCCAUCUUUGAGACCUGAUCUUGCAUUGGAAAAAGAUAGAAGAGGAUGGACUCCACUUCACCUUGCUUCAGCAAGAGCAAGUCUUAAGAUGGUGAAACUGUUGCUAAAGGCCGAGCCUAAUGCUUGUAUGGUUAAAGAUAAAGAUGAAAGAACACCUCUACAUCUAGCAGCAAUGAACAAUAGAGUUAAUAUCAUGGAAGUACUAAUGGCGGCGCAGCUCUACCCGAAGCAAUUUGCCUAAAGAAUAAUCAAAAUGGUGAGAGCAUACUACACUUCUCUGUUAAAAGUAAAAGUUGUAUUGAGGCUUUCGAGCUAUUGGUAGACAAAUUGGCGCUUGCACGGAUUUCAGACCCAGAUAUUAUUAUCAACUCCAAGGACUAUAAUGGCAAAACAGUCUUGCAACUUGCUGCAGAAACGGGAAAUACCGAGAUGGUGCAGUACUUAUUAGAGAGUACUAAUUUGAAACUUGAAAUAACUGAUGCCUGACUUUGAUAGAGCCUUGGAUGCUUCAACACCAGAAAAUAAAAUUGAUCUAGAAACCAGGUUUCUUAAGUAUACUGGACACGACAACAAGAAGCAUAAGAGUAAUACUUUGUCCAACAAUGCUGACAAACAUAAAGGGAUGAAGGAGAGCCUGGAGAGGGUCAAUGCAUUAAUGGUAGUGGCAACAUAAAUAGCUGGAAUCGCCUUUCAAGCAGCAAUGAACCCACCCGGGGGUGGGGUGGUGGUGGGGGUUUGGCAAGACGAUUCUAAAAUUGGCUCUGGUAUUGACCCUGUAACUUUUGCUUAUUAUCUAGAUCAUAUGUUUGACUCUGUAACUGCCGAUUUGGAUAGUUAUAUAGAAGACAACUUGCAAUAUUCUAAAGGGGGAAAUUAUUCUAACAUUAGAAAUUUAGUUGAUUCUCUUAUGAGUAUUAUUAGUUUUGAAAAUAGUACAUAUUCCGUUAUGGCAUAUAUAUAAUGGCUUUAUUCUGGAGGAUUUCUCGUUUACUGAUGCUGUUUCGAACUACAACAACAGUUUGAAUAGCAGCGUAGGUGGUUCUUUCCCAUAUUUAAUACGCUAUGCUGGAUAUCCUAUAUUGGCUUAUACAUACCCAGCCAACUAUGUGGUUUACAUGGUUACAAAUGGAGUUGCACUUUUUGUGUCUCUAACUAUAAUCUUUCUGGUGGUAUGUGGGUUUAUGAUCGAAACAACUGUCCACCAAGUUAGAUUUCUUGUUUUGUUGAUGUGCAUUUCAAUCGGAUGUAUUGCAUUCGGUUACAUGUCAAUAUUACAAUCUAUGCUGCCAGAUUUUUAUAUUGAAGCAGAUAGUACUUUUAUAAUACUCCAAGUUAUCUUCGGAGUUGGCUGCAUUUUGGGAGUUGGGCUCGUCAUUUCAACUUUGGUGCGGAAGAUAGUUAAGCUACGAAAGAGGAAAAAAACACCAGCGUAUUGGAGUUACUGAUUAUCUUGAAGCGCUCUUCUUCAGUAUGGACGCUAAGGCUGCAGGAAAACUGAUUUUAUUUAUACUUAGUUACUUUGCUUUCCGCAUUAAUGGAUAUAUGUAUUAUGAUGUUUGGUCCCAUUUUAACCCGUUCUUGUUUUAAA
Messenger RNA from Papaver somniferum (opium poppy), 3005 nucleotides. RefSeq names its product tankyrase-2-like. The record is from RefSeq and is a predicted model, not a curated record. Gene Ontology annotation, biological process: positive regulation of transcription by RNA polymerase II. Gene Ontology annotation, cellular component: nucleus. Bases 24 to 896 code for a protein of 290 amino acids. Gene Ontology annotation, molecular function: protein binding; transcription cis-regulatory region binding. The transcript is spliced from 3 exons. Lineage: Eukaryota; Viridiplantae; Streptophyta; Magnoliopsida; Ranunculales; Papaveraceae.